Molecule: messenger RNA, 555 nt
Organism: Populus euphratica (Euphrates poplar)
Lineage: Eukaryota; Viridiplantae; Streptophyta; Magnoliopsida; Malpighiales; Salicaceae
Source: RefSeq, a predicted model, not a curated record
AUGGCCCUUAAAGACCUUCGGGGACCAGCCGGCAUGAAAGAGAACAACCGUGAAAAUGACAACGUAACGGGUUCUUCGAUGAAACGAACAAGCGUCACGGCAAAAGAAGUUCCAAGGAAGUAUUUCAAGAAAGUGAAGCCAUUGCAUGAGAAACUAUCCCAAAAACAACAGCAAAAAAUGGGAGGUCAUGUGCAUUCAAUACCGCCAACUUCAACAGCAAACAAUGCUGUCAGUCUGUCUCUUAAAUCAGAGAGAUCUAUGAAAGAUAUUGAUGAUGUCUCUAGCAAGGAUGGCAGAAAGGGUAGUAGUACUGGAGUGUUUUCUCAUUCUUUCUCGGGAAAUUUGAGACCAAGAAGGAGAAGUUGCGCUUCCAGCUGUCCAUCUCCAAUGCAGUCAGCUCCUAGUCACUCAGGCGUGCUUUGUAAAAUGUUGUGGGUUCAGCUGUAUGGAGACACAUUAUCGGUGGAGGAAUUGCAGAGCGCUGUUCAAGGUGCAGUUGCUCAUUGCAAGAACUCCAUGAUGCAAAACAAGACCGUGAUCAGUGACGAAAUCUAA